Sitophilus oryzae (rice weevil) is the source of this 2478-nucleotide messenger RNA. Its product is annotated as G patch domain-containing protein 4. Gene Ontology annotation, molecular function: nucleic acid binding; telomerase inhibitor activity. The transcript is spliced from 3 exons. Gene Ontology annotation, biological process: regulation of ribosome biogenesis. The record is from RefSeq and is a predicted model, not a curated record. Bases 152 to 2419 code for a protein of 755 amino acids. Gene Ontology annotation, cellular component: nucleolus. Lineage: Eukaryota; Metazoa; Arthropoda; Insecta; Coleoptera; Curculionidae.
UUUAUGCUUUUACCUUGUGCUUGUCUUUUAACAACAUGCUUAUUAAUUUUUUUCAAUUUUACUUUUAUUUUCAACCUGGAUAUAUUUUCUAGUUUUGAAAAAGAAGAAAGCAGUCUUUAAAGUAUAGCUUAAGAAUAUUAAAACAGAUACCAUGUCUAUGUUAGCGGAACGAAAACGUAAACAAAAAUGGUCUUUAAAUCCCAGAGGAAAACAAUGGGCAGAAGAUACAAACAAAUUUGGCCAGAAAAUGCUAGAAAAAAUGGGGUGGACGCAUGGUAAAGGUCUAGGUGCAAAAGAGAAUGGAGUUACUGAACAUAUUAAAGUUAGUUAUAAAAAUGAUAGCAAAGGGAUGGGAUAUAAGGAUUCUGAUGAUCAAUGGACAGAACAUCAAUCAAACUUUAGUGCCCUUUUGGAGGCACUGGGAGGUAAAAAGACAAAAUCAAAUGAUUUGAAAUUAAGUUCUUUAGAAGAAAAGUCUCAAAAUUCCAAAGCAAGAGUUCACUACAAAAAAUUUACAAGGGGCAAGGAUUUAAGUAAAUAUUCAGAGAAGGAUUUAGCUAAUAUAUUUGGGAAAAAAACUUUAAACCAAGAUUUAGAGAACAAUGUACAAGAAAAAGAUAAUAGUAAAAUUGAAAAUGUUCAAGAAGCUGCCGAAUCAAGUUUCUUUUCUAACAGUGGCUCUAUGUCAGAUUACUUUAAGAAAAAAUUACCAAACUUUGGCAAAAGUCAUGGGUAUGUUGUAGGAAAUAAUGGUGUAUUAAAGAAAGCAGAUGAAACAGAAUCAGAAAGUGAAUUACAAACAAAUUUUGGCUUUGGUUUUAAAAGCUCAGAGACUGAAUCAGAUGAUAUUUCUAAGAAGAAAAAGAAAGAAAAAAAGAAAAAAGUUUUGGAAGAAUCUGUUGAUGGGACUCCAACUAAAAGAAAGAGAUUGGAAGAACAAGAAGUGCACGAAGAUACACCAAUAAAGAAAAAGAGCAAAUCUAGAUUAAACAAGACAGAAGAAAAUGGAGUUUCUAAUCCUGCCUUUGAUCCGUUGUAUAAUCCAGUUACUGUAGAGAAGCAUAUUUUGGACACAAUAGAGGAAACAUUUAAUGAAAGUCUGAAUAGCACUGUCGGUGAAAUAGGCAAACAGUUUGAAGUGAAUGUUCAAAUUAACAAUGAAAACACACCUGAAGUAAUGAAAUACAAGAAAAAAGAAUUAGGUACAGAUAAUGAGAAUGAUGUUAAAGUCAAAAAGAAUAAAAACAAAAAAAGGACAGAUACAGAAUCUAUCGAUUCUAAUUUUGAAUCAGGACAACAUACAUCAUCAAAACAGAAGAAAAAGAAAAAAAAUGUUGAAGAAGUCGGUUUAGACAACCCUCUAUUUAAUAUAAGUACAGAAAGUGAAGAAAGUUCAUUAAAUCAGAAUGAAGAAGAUUCUACCAAGAGUAAAAAGAAAAGAAAGAAAAAAAACAUUGAAGAAAUUGGUUUAGACAACCCUGUAUUUAGUAUAAGUAUUGACAGUGAAGAUUCUUCAAUAAGUCAGGAUAAAGAAGAUUCUACCAAAAGUAAAAAGAAAAAAAAGAAGUCAAAGUCUGAAAAAGAAAAUUGCGGUUUAGAAAAUCCUGUUUUUAAUGUAGACGAAAAAGAAUCUUCUGCAGAUAUUUGUAAUAAUGUGGCAUUUGAAGUACAGAGGAAAGAUAAAUCAAAGAAAAAGAAGAAAAAGCUGAAAGAACAGUCCGUGGGUUUGGACAAUCCUGCUUUAAGCCUGAACGAUUCUAUAGAUGAAAAUUGUGAUUUGAUGUUAAAUAUCGCCAGCACGCCAAUUUUUCAAGGUAACAAUGAAUCAACAGGGGAAGACUUUCAUAUAAAGAAAGUAAACACAGUUACUCGAAGAAAAAGUGUCCGAUUCAGUGAUAUAACUAGAGAAAGGAUUAUUCCCAGUAAAGAAGAUAUCGAGGAAUUAGAUACUUUAGAUCAUAAUGGAGAGAUUGUCGAAGUUGAAGGAAAGCUUAACGAUAGUUUUAAUAAUAUUAUCCAAAAAAAAUCAAAAAAACGGAGAAAAGGAUUGGAUAACGAUGCUUUUGAUGUUCAAGCUAACAACAUCGAAGAGAACAUAACCUCGAUUUCAAACACCCUCGAUAGUUACGAAGCUGAAAUCGAGAACGACUUGAACGAGGCUAAACUGAAAUCGGUAGAGUUAAACGAAGUGAUGGUUGGUGAGGUGGGAAAUCCAGAUGGUGAGAAUGAGGCUCUCGAUGAUGGCAGUGUUAAAUUGAAAUUUAAGUAUGCCCAGUUUAGGAAACAGCCUGCUCACAUGGAGGCUUUGGUGGGGCCGAAGAAAUCAUACAAACAUUUGAUAAAAGGUGACAUAGUGGUGGGAUUUAAACAUUCUAAUUUGCAUGAAAUAAAUGGAUAUGUGAAGAAACAUGUUAGGUAGGCCUAAAUUCAUUUUGAAGUGUGUUUAUGUGUGUUUCAAUAAAGUUUUUGUUUUAAUAA